AUUGUAAUUUUUAAGAUUUCAAUAGCGGCGCGUUUGUGUUACGAAGUUACUAACUAAACUCGAUCGAUAACAUAAUUUUAAUGUCAAUGGUAAAAAAGUAUUGCAAGUGCAUCGUCGUCUGAUUAACAUAAAUAUGAUGAUUAUUAUGGCACAUGUUUGAUUAACGGUAUGAAGUUAUUGUCCAAUAGAUCUAGUAAAUGCGCUGGAUAACAAUAUAAAUCAUCAACAAUGUGGAUUAUACCUGUAUUACGAUGCCGGAGAAGUUUGUAUUUAUCGAGGGUGCCGAUGGUAGUUUUCGAGGGAAAAGUACGCUUCAUGGCAUCAUAUUUAAAAUAUGCCGAACACAAAUCAAUCGAAAAAAUUAGAAAUAUAGGAAUCUCGGCUCACAUAGAUUCUGGUAAAACUACUUUAACAGAGCGCAUUCUUUAUUAUACUGGACGAAUUGAGAAAAUGCACGAGGUAAGAGGAAAAGAUAAUGUUGGAGCUGUGAUGGAUAGUAUGGAAUUAGAGAAACAGCGUGGAAUUACCAUUCAAUCGGCUGCGACUUAUACUAUAUGGAAAGAUUAUAAUAUUAAUAUAAUCGAUACACCUGGUCAUGUAGACUUUACCGUCGAAGUUGAAAGGUCCUUACGUGUUUUGGAUGGUGCAGUUUUGGUACUCUGUGCGGUCGGUGGAGUCCAGUCGCAAACUUUAACAGUUAAUAGACAGAUGAAACGUUACAAUGUACCUUGUUUAGGAUUUAUUAACAAAUUAGAUCGAAUUAAGGCAGAUCCUAGAAGAGUUUUGGAGCAAAUGAGAACUAAAUUGGGACACAAUGCAGCUUUACUUCAGUUGCCAAUUGGUAAAGAGAGUAACGUAGUUGGAGUAGUAGAUCUAAUUGAGAAUAAAGCUAUUUAUUUUGAGGGUGAUUGCGGGGAAAUUAUGAGAGAGGACCAAGUACCGCUAGAUAUGAAAGAAGAAGUCGAAGAUUCAAGGAAUGAACUAAUCGAGCAUGUAACUGAUGUGGAUGAAAAACUUGGAGAUUUAUUUUUAAACGAAACUAAAUUUACGAAACAGGACUUGAAGGAUGCCAUUCGAAGAACAUGCUUGAGCAGAACAUUUACUCCUGUUUUAGUUGGAACGGCUUUAAAAAAUAAAGGUGUACAAUUAUUACUUGAUGCAGUUUUAGAUUACCUACCAAAUCCUGGAAAUGUUAAUAAUUAUGCUUAUUUGGAAAAAGAAGAAAAAGCUGAAAAAUUAGUAUUAAACCCUGAGCGCUCUGAAAAGCAUGGUUUUGUGGGUUUAGCUUUCAAAUUAGAAGUUGGAAAAUUUGGACAACUAACUUAUUUCAGAUGCUACCAAGGGAUGUUGAAAAAGACCGAUAAUAUUUAUAAUACAAGAACUAAAAAGAAAGUUCGAGUUUCACGUUUGGUGCGUCUUCAUUCAAACACAUUGGAAGAUGUUAAUGAAGUAUACGCCGGAGAUAUAUUUGCAUUGUUUGGAAUUGAUUGUGCCUCUGGUGAUACGUUUGUUACUAAAGGCGAUCUAGCAAUAUCGAUGGAACCGAUAUUUAUACCCGAGCCCGUUGUUUCCAUGUCGAUUAGCCCACAGAAUAUAAAAGAUCGCGAUAAUUUUUCAAAGGCAAUUGCAAGAUUUACCAAAGAAGAUCCUACAUUGCAUAUUACUUACGAUGUUGAUAAUAAACAAAGCAUAAUUUCUGGAAUGGGUGAAUUGCAUUUGGAAAUAUAUUCUCAACGUAUGCAGCGUGAAUAUAAUUGUCCAAUUAUAUUUGGUAAACCAAAAGUUGCUUUUAGAGAAACCUUAAGUGCUCCGUGUGAGUUUGAUUAUCUUCAUAAAAAACAGACCGGUGGUGCAGGACAAUAUGCUCGUGUUAUUGGAGUUUUGGAGCCACUUCCACCAAGCAGAAACACUAAUAUAGAGUUUAAAGAUGAAACUAUAGGGACUAAUGUUCCCAAACAAUUUAUGCCUGGUGUACAAAAAGGCUUUUUGUCAAUGUGUGAAAAGGGUCUCUUAACUGGUCAUAAAUUAGCUGGCUUAAAACUCAGAUUGAUAGACGGUGCUAACCAUAUGGUCGAUUCAUCAGAACUUGCGUUCUUCUUAGCUACUCAAGGAGCUAUAAAACAGACAUUCGAAACCGGUAAUUGGUAUGUUCUAGAGCCUAUUAUGGCCGUCGAAGUUACAGGUCCUAUAGAAUUUCAGAGCGUAAUAAUAAAUCACUUGAACAAAAGGCAAGGUAUCAUCACUGGACAGGAGCAAAUCGAAGAGUGGUUUACUAUUUAUGUUGAAGUACCGCUGAAUGAUAUGUUUGGAUUUUCAUCGCAAUUGCGGUCGUUUACUCAAGGCAAGGGAGAAUUUUCAAUGGAGUACAGUAGAUAUAGUCCUUGUGCACAGGAGGUACAGGAUCGACUUAUUCAAGCAUUUCAAGAAAGUAUGGGUGUAACUCAAAAGCAAAAAAGAUCAAAUUAAAUAACAAUUAGUUAUUUAUUCGGCGUACG
Messenger RNA from Ceratosolen solmsi marchali, 2495 nucleotides. RefSeq names its product mitochondrial translation elongation factor G 1 (gene mEFG1). The coding region runs from base 229 to 2466 and encodes 745 amino acids. Gene Ontology annotation, molecular function: GTPase activity; translation elongation factor activity; GTP binding. Gene Ontology annotation, biological process: mitochondrial translational elongation. The record is from RefSeq and is a predicted model, not a curated record. NCBI's taxonomy places the organism in Eukaryota, Metazoa, Arthropoda, Insecta, Hymenoptera, Agaonidae. Gene Ontology annotation, cellular component: mitochondrion. The transcript is spliced from 9 exons.